ACUGCCCUGUCAGUGUGCAAAGUGGAAGCGGCCACGGAGACGGUGGAGAGAUGGCCUUCGGCGGCGCCCAGCCUCCCUACCUGAGCCCAGCCGUCCCCUUUACUGGGAUAAUCCAAGGGGGUCUCCAGGACGGACUUCAGAUCACCAUCAGUGGGACCGUUAUAUAUUCCAACGGAAACAGGUUUGCUGUGAACUUUCAGACCAGCUACAAUGACAAUGACAUUGCCUUCCACUUCAACCCUCGGUUUGAAGAAGGCGGGUAUGUGGUCUGCAACACGAAGCAGAAAGGAAGCUGGGGGCCUGAGGAAAGGAAGAUGCAAAUGCCCUUCCAGAGGGGGUGUUCCUUUGAGCUCUGCUUCCUGGUACAGAGCUCAGAGUUCAAGGUGAUGGUGAACGGGAACCUCUUCAUGCAGUAUGCACACCGCGUGCCCUUCCACCGCGUCGACACCAUCUGCGUCACGGGCGCCGUGCAGCUGUCCUACAUCAGCUUUCAGAACACCGGCGGAGCUCUCAUCCAGCCCGCCUUCUCCACGGUGCAGUUCUCCCAGGCUGCCUGUUUCCCAGCCAAGCCCAAGGGGCGCAAACCGAAACCUCCAGGGAUCUGGCCGGCCAGCUCGGCUCCCAUUACUCAGACCAUCAUCCACACCGUGCAGAGCACCCCUGGACAGAUGUUCCCUAAUCCCAUGAUCCCACCCAUGGCAUAUCCCAACCCAACCUACCCGAUACCUUUCUUCACCUCUAUCCCCGGUGGGCUGUACCCCUCCAAGAGCAUCACGGUGUCGGGUACCGUCCUGCCCAGUGCUCAGAGGUUCUACAUCAACCUGUGCUCCGGGAGAGACAUCGCCUUCCACCUGAACCCCCGCUUCGACGAGAAUGCCGUGGUCCGCAACACGCAAAUCAACAGCUGCUGGGGGUCUGAGGAGCGAAGCCUGCCCCGACAGAUGCCCUUCUUCCGAGGCCAGAGCUUCUCGGUGUGGAUCAUGUGUGAAGGCUCCUGCCUCAAGUUGGCUGUGAAUGGGCAGCACCUGUGUGAAUACUACCACCGCCUGAAGAACCUGCCCGCCAUCAACAGCCUGGAGGUGGGGGGCGACAUCCAGCUGUCCCACGUGCAGACAUAGGCCAGCCCUGCCCUGGGCUGCCGUCUGGCUCUGCCCAUCACCCCCACCUGCCCCGGAUCUGGGGCUUUGCUGGAGAGACCACGUCCUUGGCUGGCUCUUCUUCUGGCCAAGCCCACCUCGUCCCAAGCCGCCAGCUGUCACUCCACGCAGGAGGCGGUAUCCUCGGCCCCUGCCCUUCCUCCAAUCUUUAACCUCUCCUCCUCCCGGAAAGCUACCCUGAUGACACCCCACUGGUCCCCACCAACGGACAGGAGCCUUCUCAGCAGGGGGCUCUCCCCUUUCCCAGUGUCCUUCGAAUAAAGAAAGAAAGAACAAUCCUUGU
Messenger RNA from Physeter macrocephalus (sperm whale), 1440 nucleotides. Its product is annotated as galectin-9. The coding region runs from base 51 to 1118 and encodes 355 amino acids. The transcript has 11 exons. Gene Ontology annotation, biological process: negative regulation of type II interferon production; negative regulation of CD4-positive, alpha-beta T cell proliferation; positive regulation of gene expression. The record is from RefSeq and is a predicted model, not a curated record. Gene Ontology annotation, molecular function: galactoside binding; carbohydrate binding. NCBI's taxonomy places the organism in Eukaryota, Metazoa, Chordata, Mammalia, Artiodactyla, Physeteridae. Gene Ontology annotation, cellular component: nucleus; cytosol.